UUUCCGGUCCAAGAUGGCUGCGUCCAUGGCGCGGCUCUUAGGGCCUUUGCUGGUUCGUUGGGGGUUCCGGCCCCGAGGAGGCUGUGUGUGCAGCCACAACCCUAGAAGCUUCGCUACAGAAAAACGACACCGAAACCUCCUCUACGAUCAUGCGCGCGAAGGCUACAGCGAGCUUCCGCACCUGGACAUGGAGUCGUUGUGCGCAUGCCCAGAAAAAGUUGCGUGUGCCCUGGAACACCGCAAGGGGGAGCUGCGGCCAUCUGACCUGCCUGCCAUUAUCUCCAUGUGGCAGGAGCUGAGGCAGCUUCGAGAACAGAUCCAGAGCCUGGAGGCAGAGAAGGAGGGUGUGACAGAGGCAGUGCGGUCCUUGCUGGUGAAACAAGGCAGCAGCCAAGUGCAGAAGGAUCCACAAUAUGGGACCCUGCGGGCCCGUGGCCGGGACAUCCGGAAGCAGCUUGUGCUCCUGUACUCCAGGGAGACCCAACUGGAGGAGGAGUUCUACCUGAGGGCGCUGAGGCUGCCCAACCAGACCCACCCAGACUCGCCUGUUGGUGAUGAGAGCCAGGCCAGAGUGCUCCAUGUGGUGGGGGACAAGCCAGCUUUCUCCUUCCAACCUCGGACCCACCUGGAAAUCGGGGAGAAACUCGACAUCAUCAGACAGAAGCGCCUGUCCCACGUGUCUGGCCACCGAUCCUACUACCUGCGAGGGGCUGGGGCCCUCCUGCAGCACGGCUUGGUCAACUUCACCCUCAGCAAGCUUGUCCGUCGGGGCUUUACCCCUAUGACAGUGCCAGACCUUCUGCGAGGAGCUGUGUUUGAAGGCUGUGGGAUGACACCAAAUGCCAACCCAUCCCAAAUUUACAACAUUGACCCCUCCCGCUUUGAAGAUCUCAGCCUGGCUGGAACAGCAGAGGUGGGGCUAGCAGGCUACUUCAUGGAUCAUUCUGUGGACAUCCGUGACCUGCCAGUCAGGAUGGUCUGUUCCAGCACUUGCUAUCGGGCAGAGACAGACACUGGAAAGGAGCCACGGGGGCUGUAUCGAGUGCACCACUUCACAAAGGUGGAGAUGUUUGGAGUGACUGGCCCUGGGCUAGAGCAGAGUUCUCAGCUGCUGGAAGAGUUCCUGUCCCUGCAAGUGGAGAUCUUGACAGAGCUGGGCUUACAUUUCCGGGUGCUGGACAUGCCCACACAGGAACUGGGCCUUCCUGCCUACCGGAAGUUCGACAUUGAAGCCUGGAUGCCUGGCCGAGGUCGCUAUGGAGAGGUUACCAGUGCCUCCAACUGCACAGACUUCCAGAGCCACCGCCUGCAUAUUAUGUUCAAGAACAAGGCCGGGGAGCUACAGUUUGCCCACACUGUGAAUGCCACUGCCUGUGCUGUCCCUCGACUCCUCAUUGCCCUGCUGGAGAGCAAUCAGCAAAAGGAUGGUUCGGUUCUUGUGCCUGCUGUUCUCCAGCCCUACUUAGGCACUGAUCGGAUCACAGCCCCCACCCAUGUGCCUCUCCAGUACAUUGGCCCCAACCAGCCCCAGAAGCCCAGGAUCCCUGGCCAGCAGCCCACCAGCUGACAACCUACUGAUCAUUCAGGAGUUGAUUGCUGCUGCCUGCAACACCAGAGGCCCUGAACACCUGGGAACUUUCCCCCAAACUGCCCUUCACGUCUUUCUUUUGUCGGUUCCACACUUGGACUUCUGGUCCGCUUCUCCCCUACUUCUUCAGAAUGAGCCAGUGGUCCUGCUUUCUUUGGGGUGGACAGGGGGCAUGUCCUAGUCUGCAGUAGGAAGCAGCACGUCUGGGACCAUCUCCCUUCCCUUGGUGCUGAGCAGAAGGACCACAAUAGUUACAUGAAAAUCUUCUAGAUCUAUAAGCAAGGGAGAUGCCCAUCUGUUUUCCAGGAGGUUCUGGGUAAUUGCUCAUGGUCAUAUCAUCAAAGGACAUGUUUGGAUGCAGGUGUCUAGCAAUCUCCAGAUGGCAUGCAGGUGGAUUGCCUCUCUCUUGGGGAAGGGGAGCUGAGAGUAUGUCGAAUCCUCCCCUUUUCCCCUGGGACAGGGUACCCUUGAUUGGUUCCCUUAGACUGACCCCAGCCUCAGCCCCAGCCCUUGACCUGCAGCUCUGCGUAGAAUCUAAAGCAUCAUAAACUCAGAGAAUCCUGAGGUGAUUCUCAGACCCUUCACCUACACUCCACUGGCUAAACAGACCCAUCUCAAAGCCUUAAACCCACCCCCCGUUAAGGUGAUCCUGUAUUUUAUUUUUUAUUUUGUUUUAUUUUAUUUUAUUUUUGGAGGUAGGGUUUCACUCUAGCCCAGGCUGACAACAAUAUAGAAGAGGGACUAGGUUAGAAAGGAGUUCAAA
Molecule: messenger RNA, 2351 nt
Organism: Jaculus jaculus (lesser Egyptian jerboa)
Lineage: Eukaryota; Metazoa; Chordata; Mammalia; Rodentia; Dipodidae
Gene: Sars2
Product: seryl-tRNA synthetase 2, mitochondrial
Exons: 16
Coding region: 14-1567 (517 amino acids)
Biological process (GO): mitochondrial seryl-tRNA aminoacylation
Cellular component (GO): mitochondrion
Molecular function (GO): serine-tRNA ligase activity; tRNA binding; ATP binding
Source: RefSeq, a predicted model, not a curated record